Messenger RNA from Microtus oregoni (creeping vole), 1693 nucleotides. It is a transcript of the gene Nxph4, whose product is annotated as neurexophilin 4. The coding region runs from base 115 to 1029 and encodes 304 amino acids. Gene Ontology annotation, molecular function: signaling receptor binding. The record is from RefSeq and is a predicted model, not a curated record. The transcript is spliced from 2 exons. Lineage: Eukaryota; Metazoa; Chordata; Mammalia; Rodentia; Cricetidae.
CCCGCUCCCACCGCUCGCACCGCCGCCCUCAGCCCGGCGCCCCGUGCCCUGCCUGUGCCCUGUCCGGCCCGCCCCGGGACCCGCCCUGCCCAACCCGCCCGGCCGCCCGGGAAGAUGCGGCUGCUCCCGGAAUGGCUCCUCUUGCUCUUUGGUCCGUGGCUCCUUAGGAAGGCAGUCAGUGGCCAGAUCGCGGAAUCCGGAAGGCCGCAGUAUCUGGAACUGCGACCCGCCAUGGCCGGAGGGGGCGCCCGCAGCCAACAGCUCCCGGCGCCCGGGUCUUCCGACAGCCUGGGCACGGCGCGCUCCUGGAGCUGGGUCUGGCCCUCUAACCACACCGGGGCGCUGGCCAAACCCGGGGCUGCAGGCGGCCCGCCCGCGCCGCGCACCAAGAGGAAGCCAUCCAUUAAAGCGGCCCGCGCCAAGAAGAUCUUCGGCUGGGGAGACUUUUACUUUCGUGUUCAUACCCUCAAGUUCUCGCUGCUGGUGACCGGCAAGAUCGUGGACCAUGUGAACGGUACCUUCAGUGUGUACUUCCGUCACAACUCGUCCAGCUUGGGUAACCUAAGUGUCAGUAUCGUGCCGCCUUCCAAGCGUGUGGAGUUCGGGAGCGUCUGGCUGCCUGGGCCUGCCUCCCAUCCUCUGCAAUCUACGCUGGCACUAGAAGGGGUGCUCCCUGGACUGGGGCCCCCUCUGGGGAUGGCGGGGCAGGGGCUGGGCGGCAACCUUGGGGGCGCACUGGCCGGCCCACUCGGAGGCGCGCUGGGAGUGCCUGGGGCCAAAGAGUCGCGCGCUUUUAAUUGCCACGUGGAAUACGAGAAGACAAACCGAGCUCGCAAGCACCGCCCGUGCCUGUACGACCCGUCGCAGGUGUGCUUCACCGAGCACACGCAGAGCCAGGCCGCCUGGCUCUGCGCCAAGCCCUUCAAAGUCAUCUGUAUUUUCGUCUCCUUCCUCAGUUUUGACUACAAACUGGUGCAGAAGGUGUGCCCAGACUAUAACUUUCAGAGCGAGCACCCUUAUUUUGGAUAGCGCCCCUGUCCUGGGCCCCCGAGCUUCCCACCAGAUCGCAGCCUCACUAGGUGGGACCCUUCCCUUUACCCCAUGCUCCUGUGACUGCCCCCCCCCCCCCCACGUCUUCCACUGUGGGUAGGGUGGAGGAAAACAGGCUUCCCUGGGACUAUCAGUCAGCGUGGUUCUCCGUUUCCUUUUGGCCCCGAGUGUCCCUGAGGCUGGGGUAGUCUCAAACGAACCGAAAAUUGGAGAAGCCAAGAGCACAACCCCAGAGUGGGCGGGGCUUGGACGCUUUCUUAGGGUUCCUUACGAAUACGUAUUGGUUCCCCUUUUGCCCACCCUGCAGCUUUAAUGACGCCUGGCCUGACCCUUUUUCUUACCCUAAGCGCCGGUCCUAUCCACCCCUCAAGACUGUAGCAGUCUACAAGCCCCAACCCAUCUAGCCCCUUCCCUUUCUGCGUGUCCUAUGUCGGUCCCCCCUUUCUCCCAACCUUACUGAAGCAAAAGUCCCGAGCAGGGGGCUCUGCCUGGCCCCUGUGCUCUGCCCCCCCUCCCUAAUCCGCUCGCCCGCCUGCAGUCCGGUUCCACCUGCCCUCUCUGGCUGCUUCCUCUCGGUGAUAUUUUUUUUUUCUAUGCCAAAACAGACGGGAAAGGGAAACAAAAUAAAGCGAAAUCCAAUACU